GCUCCUUUUCGCAGGAUCAGUCGGCAUCACCCUGGCCACGCCCAGCUCCUGCUGAGACCUUCAGUUUCGAUUCUCCCUUGCAAGCCGAGGCCCGAGAAGCGCUCUGGUAGGUUUCGUUCACUCACUGGAGGCUGUGGAGAGAAGCGGCGAGCAUGUCCGACCCUGCCGUCUGCAGUUUCAUCACAAAGGUCCUGUGCUCCAGAGGGGGCCGCCUGGAGUACAGUGAGCUCCCCCAGCACGUGGGGCUCUCCGAGAAGCAACUACAGCAGAUCCUGGAGGAUGAGGGGCCGGAGAGAUUCUUGAAGCUGAAGCAAGAGGGGUCCACUUGGGUCUUGGCUGUCUCCGCCGUCCGAGUCUGCGUCCGGCAGACGUGUGAGGGCUGCGACGAUCUCCACCUCUGCAAGCUCAACCUUAUGCGGAGAUGCAGAAGCCGGGCCUGUAAGUACUCUCAUGAAGUUUUCUCAGAGGAUAACAGAAAAGUCAUGAAGAAUCAUGAACUCUCAGGCCUCAACGAGGACGAACUGCGUGUUCUGCUUCUCCAAAAUGACCCUUUUCUCUUACCUGAUGUAUGUAAUUUCUAUAACAAAGGGGAAGGGAACUGCACCCAGCAGGAUAAUUGCCCCAGGCUUCACAUUUGCCGCUACUUUCUUAAAGGGCAAUGCCGGUUUCCCCGAUGCAAGAGGUCUCAUAGUCUGUUGCACCCAAGGGUACUGAGCCUGCUCCUCGCAGACGGGGUGGACGAUAAGGUGGCUUGGAAUAUUCAGACAAUCUGUGAACACAAAACUGCCACACUGUCCAGAGAGUUAAGUCAGCAGAGAGCUGCUGCUAAUAUUACUACUUCAAACACCAGACAUGCAGCAAAUGGAAACAGAGGGCAAUCAAAUGCCGGGGAUCGGAGAGAAUACAUCCAGCCAGCUGCGAAUAUGUUCUCUUUUAUGGGCUCAGGGCUUCGCCAAGCAGGUUCCUCAAACCUCAGACCUGCGGCAAGUGGAGAUGGAGUCCCGACCAGUCCUGGAGAUAGGAGAAAUGACCUCUAUACAUCCACUUCUCUUAAGCCUGCUCUUGCGGACCUGGGACUUGACCAAACAGGUUCCUCAAACCUCAGACCUGCGGCAAGUGGAGAUGGAGUCCCAACCAGUCCUGGAGAUAGGAGAAAUGACCUCUAUACAUCCACUUCUCUUAAGCCUGCUCUUGCGGACCUGGGACUUGACCAAACAGGUUCCUCAAACCUCAGACCUGCGGCAAGUGGAGAUGGAGUCCCAACCAGUCCUGGAGAUAGGAGAAAUGACCUCUAUACAUCCACUUCUCUUAAGCCUGCUCUUGCGGACCUGGGACUUGACCAAACCGGUUUCUCAAACCUCAGACGUGCAGCAAGUAGAGAGGGGGUCCAAACAAGUGCUGGAGAUUGGACAAACUACUUAAAUACACCCACUUUUCUCAAGACUGCUCUUGCGGACCUGGGACUUGACCAAGGUGUAAAAGCAGCUUCUACUAAACUUCCUCAGAAUACGGAGCAAAAGAAAAUUGAUGAGAUAUGCGUGUACUAUGUCUGGCGAUUCUGCAAAAAUAAAAAUAACUGCAACAUGAUCCAUUAUGAAUUGCCUUAUCGAUGGCAAAAACAUACUGGAGCUGAAUGGAAAGACUUUGCCAAUAUGGAGGUUAUUGAAAAAGCCUAUUGUGACCCUAAUAGUAUCAGUGUUGUGGAUGCAAACAUCAACUUCAAGACCAUGCUUUCCUACAUUCACCCAGUUCGACGCCUGUCUACGCCAUCAUCUGUCACCAAACCUGCAAAAUUUGUAAUGACAACAAAGUGGCUUUGGUACUGGAAGAAUGAUGUCGGCCAGUGGAUUGAAUUUGGAAAACAGGAUGGACAGACCCAAGCCUCUUUAAGUUCGGAUGAUCUGGAGAAUUUAUUCCUAGCAGAUCCAAAUGGUGGUAGUAUCCAGUUCAAAGCAGGCUCCCAGCAAUACGAGAUUAACUUUAAAGACAUGACCCAGAGAAAUCUGCAUUUUCUGACUCUGAGGGAGAUCCGGAGGCGCCCCAAGUUUGUUUCUUCUGAUGAUGUAAAGAAAAAGAAAGGCCACGUGGAUCAUGCUGCACCAUCUACUCAAGAAUCAAAUCAUCCUAAGGAGUGGGAUAAAUAUGCACUACCCGACAUUGGGUACAAGGCUAUCGAACUCAGCAAAAUAUCUCCUGAAUACACUAAAAUUGAGACUCUCUUUCAAAAGACAAUGAGCAAUUAUGUCAUAACCAGAAUAAGGAGGAUUCAGAACCCAUCCCUUUGGCAAGUCUACCAGUGGCAAAAGGAGCAGAUGAGGAAGAAAAAAGGAGGAAGGGAUAUAGCCGAGAGGCUCCUGUUCCAUGGGACUGGUUUUUCUACUUUGGAAGCCAUCUGUAAUGACAACUUUGACUGGAGAAUCUGUGGAACUAAUGGAACAGUCCUUGGGAAAGGAAGCUACUUUGCCAGAGAUGCACAGUACUCCCACAACUAUUGUCAGCCACAGGCAAAGGUGAAGACCAUGUUUGUGGCUCAGGUUCUGGUUGGUGAUUUUAUUAGAGGGAAUGCAGCUUACACUCGUCCACCAGCAAAAUCAGCUGACAUGCUCAACUGUUACGACAGCUGUGUGGAUAACACAUUAAACCCAUCUAUCUUUGUCAUCUUUGAGAAGCAUCAGAUUUAUCCUGCUUAUAUGAUUGAUUAUAGUGAAGAAGAAAAGAAAUGUGUUUUGUCGUAGACACCUGGAAGAUCUCUUAAAUGCUGUAACAGCUGUAUCUAAUUUACAUGCUUGAGUAUUCUUGGUGGUGGUGGGUGGGUAGCAGUUACAUUUUAGAGCAGCAGUAUGUGCCUUCACAAUGGAUAAGAAAUGUUUAGUCACUGCUGUUGAGCAAAUCAGAAUCUUGUAUUCUAUUUUUAUCAGUGGGGCAAUUUUUUUUAUCCAUGCUCAUUUUUAUCAAUGAACAGUUGGCUUGCACUGCAUGAAAGAAAACGAUUCACUGAAUAAUCCACUGUAGUAGACUGAUCUGUGAAAAUGGCAACGUUUUCAUUAUUGUCUCUCUAACUGAUUUUAUUCUUUAAAUAUAAAGGGCAGAUUAAGAGUCUCUUGAAUGUUCAGCCUUUAACGUAUUACGAUUUUAAUAGAUGGGUGUUUAAUCCAUCAAACGAGGUAGGACAGGCAAAAUGAUGCAUAAGUGCUCUAUCCUACUAGACGAGUAUUAAUCUUCGAUGUUCCAGGGAAGUGGAAUUGUAUCAUAAAAUAUUCCUAUUCGCUCUGGCACAAUACAAGUUUAUUUCGCACAUAUGUCUUAUUUUAUUCCAUGGUGCAGUGUUCACUAUGAAAAUCAAUGAAGUCAGAUCCAUGGUAAAGUUUUCCUUCCUUUUAUAUUUCAGUUAAACAGCAUAGUCAUGUCUGACAGCCAUUAGUAGUUGAACAUGAAGAUUAGUUCUCUGUUAAGUUUAUUCGAGCUGAAGCCUUUUGACAUUAAAUAACUUUGCCCAAGGAGACUUGGUAACUUAACUACAGUAAGCAACUUUGAUCAAAUGUGUAAAGACUAUUUCUAGUUCGAUUAUUUUUUAAAAUAUAGAUUAGAAAUUAUAUUGUGCUGUGCUGGAAAUAUCAAUAGGAGAUGCAUCUCUGCACAUAUGUGGCAUCUGCUUGCAAUUACUGCUGAGAUGCACCAUCCUAAGAAAGCCAUCCUGGCGGAGAAAUGAAAGAACGACAUAUGGAAGAGACACAUUUAAUAAGAUUUAAUAUUUUCUAGAGGGUGUCUUUAAAAUUUGCGGUCGUCUCACCACCUCCCCUCUUUGUUGUGCUUCUGGUUUGUCUAUAAUGUGCUGUAGAGGAGUGUUGCACAUGCGGUGGGUGGGAGUUUGCUGUAGGUUCGGUGAAUGGGUUUGUGUAAAAAUUUGAAAGCAAUAAAAAUCCUUUAAGCUG
Molecule: messenger RNA, 3932 nt
Organism: Hemicordylus capensis (graceful crag lizard)
Lineage: Eukaryota; Metazoa; Chordata; Lepidosauria; Squamata; Cordylidae
Product: protein mono-ADP-ribosyltransferase PARP12-like
Exons: 17
Coding region: 153-2735 (860 amino acids)
Molecular function (GO): NAD+ poly-ADP-ribosyltransferase activity; metal ion binding
Source: RefSeq, a predicted model, not a curated record